CAAUAGUGAAUGGCAGUGGUUUAAGUGCGUCGCGCGAACCGAGUUCAGAAAUAAACGAAGAAAAACUUUGGGAUUUAAAGGACUGCAGGUUUGACCCUUAGCACUACAGCAAGAUGAUCCUCCCUGGAUAUAAUCUCAUCUGAAAGAAACUAUAUAGGUAGAAAAUACUUUUAUUACAAGCAUCCAAAUGAGAGUUCUGAAGCAACUGGAGACAACAAUGAGGCUUUUGGACCGUCCCAUCAGCCCGGCGGUGCGCAGGGUAGAAAUGGAGCGUGGCAGAGCUGGCUAUGGAUUCACCAUUGCCGGCCAAGCACCUUGUGUUCUCAGAGGAAUAAUAAAAGGGAGUCCGGCAUACAGUGUAGGACUACUACCUGGGGAUCGUGUCUUGCGUGUAAAUGAUACAGAUGUGUCUGAAGCAUCACAUGAUGUUGUGGUAAAGUUGAUCGGUACUUCAUCAAAGUCACUGUGUUUGCUGGUCACAUCAGGGGAUCGGCCACCCAUGGCCUGCUGCUCCAGUGAUGAGGAACUGGGUUGUCAGAAUAAGAGUAAACUGCCAUGGCUCAAUCCUGGAAAACAGGACCCUUUCCCGGCUAAACUUGAUGGCAGGGAUUUGAGGGAACCAAUGCUUCAGUCGGUUGGAAGUUUUGAUACCGUCUUUGAGAUCUCAGAUCAGGGAACCAUGACCCCACAUCAGGAGAAGCAGAAAAAACAAAGACCUUUGUCCGAACCAGAUAUGUCUUACUGGUUGCAGCAGCAGCAGAGAUCCAAAGGCCAUGGCGAUAUUCUUUCACAGGAUGAAACAUCUCGAGUUGUGAGUGAGGAUUCUGUGUUUUCAGACCUUCAGAGUCAAAAUGACUUUGCAUCUGACUCCAGCAUCCUGAACGUUGCAAUGAUUGUCGGAUACAUUAAUUCCAUGGAACUAGAGCUAGUAACGUCACAACCCGAGGAGGAUGCAUUGCAGGUCAUCCGGCAAUGCAUUAGUAAGAUUGGUAUUGAGCAGAAAACCCAUUCGCUGGUCUUAAUGAGGGUCAAAUGCAACUGUGUUCAGCUUUGCGAUGACCGAGAUGUUGUUCUCGCAUCUUACCCAGCAGAGAACCUGGCUCUUUGCGUCGUUUGCACAGAAGACAACAGGUUUUUCGGCCUUGUCUCAGUUGAUUCAACCAAAAAUAUGGACACCGGGAGGCAGACAAGUACCCUGAAGACAUUAUGUCAUGUCUUUUUCAUAGACCCAGAGCUUUAUGAACACAAGGAGCACCAAAGCAUCAUCGGACACUUUGGGAUUCCCUGCACCCCAGAUCCAGACACUCAAAGCUGUUUGGAGUUUCCUCAAACUCCUCACUCCAUUUCACACUUCAUAUCUGUCCUCUAUGCGGACAUGGGAGAUUACAUUGAAAAACUAAGACUUAAACUUGACAGCGAGAAUCCUGAUGAAGGAUCCCAAAAUGCAAGGAACAGCGGCAGCGGCAGUGACAGCGGGAUUGGAAAUGCUUCACCAGAGGAUAGAGAUAGUCUCAUUGGUCAGUGGAGCUUCACAUCUCCAAAUAUUUGCAAUCCACCACCGCCAUAUUAUUCCCAGCACAGGAAUAGUACAUUACUCAAACCAGAGUGUAGAUGCCUUCUUUCUGAGCCACUAACAGGAUCUGCUCAACCUGCGACUCCAUCAGGUGUCUCAGCCGGGGCGGACGGUUCAGCGUUUACUCCUCUUCCUCUCAGUAAGCAAUCUAACUUGCCUCCAAAACAUAGAGCCGGUCAACGAAGACCUUCUAUUGGCUUAAAGGCUCGCUGGCAGAAAUCUCGCCCCAACAGCAUUGAAUGCUUGGUGGAAGGGGACAGCGAUGAUCCCAAAAGUAAAUGCAGUACCCUUCCUCCUGCAAUGGAACAAAUCCCUACUCUGAGAUACAAACCUUUAGAGCAUACUCAGAGAAUAAACUUCACCCCACAGCUUGAGCUGACAUCCAGGUUCUUCAGCAGUGCAGCUAAGCACAAGGAUGGAGAAAACAAGGGAUCUUUAUUUUGGGCUCUCACAAGGGGACGCUCUUCUGUUCGAAGACCGUCAGGUCCCGCUAAACGACUCAGUCUGGCUCAUUCACUUAAUGACCUUGAGUCAGCUGCAUCAGACGGAGAGCGCAGUGGUGGUGGUGUCCAGCGUCAUGACUGCGGCAGUGUGAGCAGUUUGGACAGUAACGGUAGUCUGCCCAGCGUCACCAACCAUUGUCGUUUCACUGAACGCCGCGUUGCAUUAUGGGCAGUCAGCUUCGAGCGAUUGCUCCAGGAUGCUGUGGGUGUCCGCUAUUUUUCUGAGUUUCUAAAGAAGGAGUUUAGCGAGGAAAACAUCUUAUUCUGGCAGGCCUGUGAAUGCUUUAGCCAAGUUCCAGAACAUGACAAAAAGCAGCUGUCCCAGAAGGCCAAAGAGAUCUACAACCGUUUCCUUUCAAGUAAAGCCACGAUGCCAGUGAACAUUGACAGUCAAGCUCAACUUGCAGAUGACGUCCUGACAGCUCCACAGCCUAACAUGUUCAAACAGCCACAGCUACAGAUCUUCAACCUGAUGAAGAUGGACAGUUAUGCGCGCUUCUUGAAGUCCACUCUCUAUCAGGAGUGUAUGCUGGCAGAGGUGGAGGGUCGACCUCUGCCUGACCCCUGUCCCAUCCCGUGCAGCCCUGCUCCGUCCAAACACAGCUAUACCUCUGACCGCUCCACAUUCUCCACUCCUAAAAAGGAAAAUAGGAAGCCCAAAACAGGCAGGUCAAGCGAUGAUCUUCGAGAGAAACACUCUGAUAAGAAAAACGGCUUCUUUUCCUGGUACAGAUAUCCAAGUAUUGGGAAAGGACAGAAGAAAAGAGAGGCCCCAGAUUUACCCUACCACUGUAAUGGGCGGAGAGAGUCUCAAGGUUCUCUGUCUUCUGGUGCGAGUCAAGAGCUCAACACUUCCUGUUCAGGAGGAAAGAAUGAGCAGUGUGAGCUAAGAGGUUCGAGUUGUGCUUUGGACAAGGAGCGAGAGCGCUGCAGCAGGACGUGUACAGUAACACUACCCGACGGCUCCAACUGCUCUAUUCCUCUCCGACAGGGAGCCUCCAUCAGACAAGUGCUGCUAGAGCUCUGCCAAAAACAACACAUCAACCUGGCUGCUGUCGACCUCUUCCUCACCGGAGGAGAGAAGCCUUUGGUGUUGGAUCAAGAUAGUAUUACUCUCAGCUCCAGAGAACUUCGUCUUGAGAAGCGCACUUUAUUCAGAUUGGACCUGGUACCCAUUAACAGAUCGGUUGGGUUGAAAGCGAAGCCCACAAAACCUGUGACUGAGGUUCUACGGCCUGUGGUUGCCAAGUAUGGACUCCAGCUUGGCGAUUUGAUGGCCAGAAUAAGUGGCGAGACAGAGGUUCUUGAUCUUGGAGUGCCCAUAUCAAACCUUGAUGGCCUGCGAGUUGUCCUGGAGAGGGCAGAUCCAGCCAAAGCAGACAAGUCUAAAACACUCAACUCCAAAACACCAGCUGCCAAGAAAGGCUUUCCAAGAGAGAGAGACGAUAACUCGACAGUGAAACCAUUGAAAGCAGAUGUUGAAGACAAGCAUCCCAGCACAGCGGCGUCUGAGAGGAAGAAAGGCAAAAAGAAUCAUAUAGAUGAAACUGAAGAGUUUUUCGAGUUGUUGAGUCGUGCUCAGAGCAGUCGUGUUGACGACCAGAGAGGCCUGCUGAGAAAAGAAGAUCUUGUCCUUCCCGACUUCCUCCGAGUAAACCCUGAUCCCAAACCUCAAUCUCCUCCGUCCUGCUCAACCCCGACCUCUCAUAAACCCGGCCACACCACUACCACUUCCACAAACCCCCAUCCCCCUAAACCCAGCCCCUGCAACGGACACCCGGCCUCAGCGCCGUUCAGCGCACCGCUCUCCCCCAUCCUGCGCUCCGCUGGUGCCCGCGAGCAGGAGGAGGAAGGCCUAGGGGAUCUGACUCUGGUGGCGGAGGGUGACAUCAGCAGCCCAAACUCCACACUGCUCCCGCCUCCACUGCCCGCAUCACCACCACCUUAUGAUGGCAGUCUAGCAGAGGCCAACUUCACUCCUCCACCGGCUGUUCACGGCACAGGUACAGAAGAAGAAAACACGAGCACUUCAGCGGUAAACAGCCUGAGCUCAACAGCGCAGCCGAACUCGCAUGUGCGGGACAAGGGUGUCACUCUGGAGGACAGUUUUGAAGGAUACGCAGCUGAACUUCGCCAGUGCCAGAACAAAAUGAGAAAUGGCGUUUACCCCUCCACAGAAGCCCCCCGUCCCCUCAGCGGCGUGCUGGAAGUCAACGAGAGCGACACUGUGCAAUACAAAGCAACGUUUGUCUGAAAGAAGAAGAAGCUGCUUUCAAAAAGACUGAUGAUGACACGGAGCCAAAAUGUGUAUGUGGAACAUAUUGUAUAUGUUAAUAAUGGAAACCUGAGAUCCAAUAUUUUGUACGUUUUGAACUUUUUGUAUUUAAUGAUGAAAAACGAAAACUGUUCAGUGUUAGUUUGGGGUCUUAGUGCUCAUCGGAAUCGCUGGGACUGCUUUGGACUCAUGCUAGGAUGUAAAACGCAGAUGUUUGUCUGUAGUUAUAGUGCACUAGUUCAUAGUUCACAUUCAUUCCGUUUGAUUUUUUGCUUUUGCACUGUGAUGUUUAGAAGUAUGUGCAAACAUCUAAUCUUGUGUUGAACAGAUUCAGCUCUAAAAGCCACAAAAUGAAUUGAUCAUUAUUAAAAAAUGGUUAAAAUCUA
Danio aesculapii is the source of this 4737-nucleotide messenger RNA. RefSeq names its product regulator of G protein signaling 12a (gene rgs12a). The record is from RefSeq and is a predicted model, not a curated record. Gene Ontology annotation, molecular function: protein binding; GTPase activator activity. Gene Ontology annotation, biological process: signal transduction. The transcript has 18 exons. NCBI's taxonomy places the organism in Eukaryota, Metazoa, Chordata, Actinopteri, Cypriniformes, Danionidae. Bases 188 to 4330 code for a protein of 1380 amino acids.